Messenger RNA from Uloborus diversus, 5539 nucleotides. Its product is annotated as M-phase phosphoprotein 8-like. Bases 80 to 1987 code for a protein of 635 amino acids. The transcript is spliced from 11 exons. Gene Ontology annotation, biological process: RNA processing. The record is from RefSeq and is a predicted model, not a curated record. Gene Ontology annotation, molecular function: protein binding; RNA nuclease activity; RNA binding. Lineage: Eukaryota; Metazoa; Arthropoda; Arachnida; Araneae; Uloboridae.
CGCGAAGAUGCGCCGACUGGGGCCAGGGCGCAAUAUGCCAGGGCUUUGAUUAUUUUUUCUUCCAAGGAAGCAGAUUAGGAUGGUCGAAACAGAACCUAAACAUUUCCUUAUACAAGGAGAUGUAUAUGAAGUAGAAAAAUUGGUUGGAGUAAAAAUUGUAAAAGGUAAGAAAUUGUACAGAGUAAGAUGGCGUGGCUAUGGACGUGAAAGUGACACUUUAGAACCCGAAGAAAAUCUCUUGUCAUGUAAAGAUAUGAUUCUGGAACUUGAAGAAAAAAUGAAAGACCGUCAUGAUAAAAAAAGAAAUAAAAAGUCAUUUAGAUGCCAGUCUUUUAUUCCGGAUUCUAAAGAUUUAAUUAUGUAUGAAUCCAGUCGAUUUUCAACUGGCACUACAUGGCAAGCAACUGAAGUUAAACCUGCUCAAAAUUUAAAGGAUACCUUCUGGAGAGAUUUUAAUGAAGGUAAAAUAAGCGUUUCAGAUCAAGAUAUGUACAGCAAAGUUAAAGAAAGGGCAUCGAGAACUUUUACUCACGGAGAAAAUGGAAAAUCAACUGAAGUUGGGCAGAAAGAUAAUCUGCCUCCUUUGUGCCCUAAAGUUGUGUUAAAAAGGAAACCAUGCAAUAGGACUAACAGUGAAAGUUUGACAUACAAAUCUACUUUGAAAGUGAAACCCAUAAGUAUGCACAUAAAAAAGAGGAAAAAAUACGAUGUUUUGCGAGAUUACAGGAGGCGCAAAAACAGAGUCCAUAGGAAACGUACUCUGGAUGAGAAUCGACGAAGAAUAGCAGAUUUUAAGAGUGCUGGAAUUGAGAGUUACAGCAUUGAAGCUAGCCAAAGCAAUUCCAAUAUAUUGCAAGAAUUAUUAAUUAAGGAUGAUCAGAGAGGCUUUAUGCAGCCUGAGUACGUUACCAAUUUCAGUGGACCAAAGAUGGAUUCAGAUAUGGUUUCGUCCAGCUCUAGAAGUAAAGAGGUUCACAAAAGGUUGUCUAAAGACUCGUGCGAUGAAAAACCAGAAAGGAAGAAUCAACCCCUUAUGUGUAAAAUAAGCAUCCAUGAUAAAGCUAAGGGUAUUUAUUCUGCUCAUAAACAUGGAAGCAAUUCUGAAAGGAAGGAAAGUUACAAAAGUCACACUGACACUUCAUCUAGAAAAAUGUUUUCUUCUCUUUUGGAUGCUGCUGUAAAUGAUGAGUUGGACAAAAUUGACAGACUCUGCAGCAAUCAAUAUGUAGUUAACUUUUCUCAGGAGGAUGGUACUACUGCUUUGAUGUUUGCAGCUAAGAUGGGCCUAUACAAUGUGGCAAAAAUUUUAUUGAAAGCAAAUGCUCAUAAAGACAAACAAAAUAAUCAAGGAGAAACUGCUUUGAUGCUGGCUUGCAAAAAUAGACAACCUAGAAUUGCCAAACUUUUAUUAGAACAUGGUGCCAAUUUUGCAAUCACAAAUAUUGAUGGAGUUAAUGUGCUUCGCAUUACCAACCAAUAUGCUAGCGAGACGAUACUUCAUAGCAUUUUAGUUGAGCAUAUCAUGAGGAUAGUCUCUGAAUUUGAAUCUCGAGCUCGGUAUGUUGUGGAACAUAUUGCUGACAUCAAAUACGCCCUGUUUCCCAUUCAGUGUUUUUCUCUUAAUGAAGGACCAAAGUAUUCAAUUAACUUUCAUCAUCAUGUAAAACUGGAAUCACCAGGAAAAAUUGGCAAACAGAAUUUAUUGUUCAUUGCCAGCUCAGCCAUCAAAGGUAGUUCGAUUCGGUGUGAUUUCAAUGCAGAUUCUUUGGUUCGUAAUGUAUUCAUCAAUGGCAUAAAACAAGAAGUUUUCAAUAAGGUACAAUCUGUUUAUAAAAUGUCAGGUUUGCAAAAUGGAAAUAACAAAGUAGCCAUAACGACAGCUCAUUAUCCAGAGUCUGAAGUAAAAUUGAUUGUUUGUGCUUACAGAGUGCAUAAAAGCAUGGUCUGGUUCCCAACACAGAAACUAAAAAGUGAAUUUCUCGAUUAAUGGCCAAAUUUUACCUUUUUUAAUGUUGAAGAAAUGCAAUAGCAAUUGCUGCUGCCAAAUGGUUGUGCUAAUAUGUUCAUAUGAAAGGGAACCAAUUCAUUUCAUUACUCAUCUUUCCUCAGAUAAUGUAUUCACUAACUAAAAUUUUCAUAAUUAAAUGCUAAGAAAUCCAUCUUAGGUAAGAUUUUCCCAGCAGCAAUGUUACAUUUGAAAAAGUAUUAUAUGCCCUAACUUCAACUUGUUCUAUUUUAUCAUGUUCUAUUUUAAAUCAAAUAUGACAAUAACUUUUCGCAUAAGUUAUGCCAAAAAUUAUCUUAAUUGAAUUAAAAGUAAGGUUAACAGAAUAAGAUAGAAAACUAUCAGAAGGAAGUUUGUCCAGAACUAAGCAAGUCUACUUUCCCAUAUACCAACAUCAAUUUUCAUACAUCAUUUUAAUCUCUGUUAAUUGGCUUAGCUUGGAAAUUGAUUCGAUUAUGCUUUUUUUUAACAAAAAUGAAAAAGUAUUUUUUAUGUGAAAAGGAAGCUAUUUUAGUAAAUUAAAAAAAAAAAAAACAUUCUAACUUAACUGUUAGGCUUAAUAUUUCAGUAAAUUAUAUAUAUAAAUGAUUUUUCUUCUUAAAAACUUUAAAUUCAAGCAGUUAUUUAUAAUACUUAAGCGUACAAACAUUGGAGAAACAAAAUAUAAAUUGGUAUUACAAUUACUAUUUCAUUUAAUAUUUUUUGAAGUCUCAAUAUUAUAAAGCUUUGAAUAUGAAAAAAAAGUAAAUAAAAUAAAAUAAAAGAAUAAAUAUAUUUAUUAAGUAAGAAUGGUUUAAAAAAUUAUCUACAUAGAAACUUAAUUCCAAGCUAUUUCUUUUUUUUUUUUUAAAGUUUUGCGAAAAAUUGUUAUAUAUAUAUAAAAAAAAGUUAUUAAAAAUUCUGAGUGAAAAACACCACAUAUCGCUUACUAGCCCUAAUAGUGACACACCUCAAAAAUUUGAAAAUCAACCCAUUAAUUCUUGAUUUAAAAAACUUUAAUGAUCUUCUAGCUUCAAAACUCAUAGUUAUUUUGCGUUACUGGUGCAUGAUGGCAUAUAAAUGGUAUGACCAAUAGGUACCCACCAAAAAAAAAUAUAUAUAUAUACGGUUCUGAAUGAGGUGUCUUGGCGAAGAGAUGUGGAACAAAAUUUCUUUUGGAUCAAAUUAUUUCAUUAAAGGUUUAGGGAAACAGACGCAUGUCUCUACCUCAUAUCCCUCCAUUAAAAUUUUGUAAUGUUUAUUCAAUUUAUUUAUUUAUUUAUUUUUACUUUUUUACAAAACAGUAGACUUUUUUCAUGCUUUUUUAAUUCAAAAAAUUGUGGGAAUGUAGGCUAAAAAGCUAUUUAGUUUUGUUCUUAAGCUUCCACUCGCAUCCCUCUAAGUUUAAGCUAAAAGUUGCACAUCCCCCCCCCUAAAGUUAAUGAAGUACCUUGUUUUUCAUUAACAUUGAAAACUAGUAAGCUAUCUUGCUACCCAUAUUUUGAAUGUAUUUUUUUAAGUUCAAAUUGAAAUUAAAACCCUUUUUCGGCAAAUUAAGCUCUAAAAUUAAAUAUACAUAAAAUGAAGAGACUGUCAGUUAAAAAAAUUUUGAUAAAUAAUAAGUUACUUUUCAUUCCAUAUUUCUAUUUGAGUUAGUGAGUAAUUUUAAAAUACCUUGUACUGGUUUCCUUACAUGUGGCUGCAUUGUAAAUUCCCACAAGAGUAAUCAUUGUUUAAUCAUAUUCGGAUGUUCUAACUGUGAUAUGUGCUGCUUUUUUAUACAUAAUUGAGCACAAAAAUCAUUUCAUCAAUCUUUUAAAAACAUUGGUGUUGUAACUGCAUUUCUUGCAUUCUUCAUGUUUUUCUUCCAUUAUACAUGUACAGUAUUGUUCUCCUGUUAUUUGUACAUUCUUCAGUUAUUCAGAAAAGUAUGUAAUUUAUAAAACGUUAAAUCUAAAAUUUAGAAUGUUACUGUAAAAAAUAUCCAUCAACAUGAACAUGUCCUUUGACGCGUUAUUUAAUGUUGUCACGUAUGAAACUUAAUAAUAUUUUAUUCUUGCCCUUCAAAGAUCUGAAGCUUAACAGUUUGAAGUAAUUCACUUUUUAUUCUAUGGAUUAUUAACACUUGAAACUAUUUUAUCUAGAUUCAACCAUUUUGUUUAUAAUUUAUCUAUGCAGUCUGCAUUUAGAAGUUGCUAGGUUAUUCAAAUGCAAAUUUUAGUUCUCUCAUUAUAUACCCUGAUAUUCUUUUGUUAAAAGCUACUAAUAUUUUGAUAAAGCUUUUGCUUAUAAAACAAUGAAAUAUCAAUAAAGGAAAAUGAAAAGCAUUAUAUACUGUAAAAAAAACCCUGUUAACCAGACUAGAUGGUAAUGUAACUGGCUAAAAUUUCUGUCAAAUACAUUCAUUCAUCAAUAUUUAAAUAAUUAUGAGAAAAAAUCACCCCUAUAUACACAUAUGUAUACAGUGGACUUGCAUUAUAACACAAUUUGACGUUCAUGAAAUGGACACAGCGUGAAUUUCUCACAAGUAACGUAUCUCGGAGAUAAUUUAAACGCAAAGCGAAGCUCGAGGUGUAAGUAUCAGCUUUUUGUUAUAGCCUACUUAAUAUUGGUUUUGUGAAACGACUUUCAUCCCUUUAGCAUCACUAAAGGUGGAAGUUCACACACCAAACCAGUCAAAAAACUUUACUUUAUUACAAAUAAACACUCUUCAAUUUCCAUUCAUUUUGAUCAUUCUAAAUAUGAAAAUUAAGUAAAUAUAAUGGCACUUAAGCACGCUACUUCAUCUAAAGCUAAUGAAGAUGUGAAGAGAAAAAGGUUUCUUGCAAUUAAAGAAAGAUUUUGUGCCUCGCAACAGUACUUCAUACUUGCCAACCUUCGAAGAAAAAAAACAGAUUUCACUAGAAGAAUAUAGGUGAUUCCUCAGCAACAUAUUUCACAACAAAACUAUUAAGUUAUGCUUUUAAAUAACAUGAAUACUAAAUUUAAGGUGAAAUAAGAAUUUUUUGGAGAUGUAAGCUAAUUGGUAGCAGCAAGAAAAAUAAAAAAUACUGCAAAAGAAAAACCAAACAAUAAGGAGUGAAUUAGCUUAAAGUUUUGUACAUUCCCCAGUCUCUCAAAAAAAGUAGCUACAAAAAUUUAAUUAUUAAAAUCCGAGAAAAAAAAAUCAAUAUAUAACGAAAAUAAAUACAAAAUAAGUACUAGGUAGAGGGUAGCACAUGUUAAAAUAACUUCAAACUUUCAAAAUAAUUGAAAUAUUUUCAAGCUGCUGCAAUUUUCAGCAAAGCACGUGCUUCGCUGUACAUGCAAUGUGGAAUGCUUUCAAAAAUUAAUUUUUACUAAAUGAGUCAUUAAUUGGAAAUUUUUUUACAGUUAAACUUUUAAACAAUCCAACUCCUUCAGUACACUGAUAUUUUUUGAAAAAAGAAAAAAAUCGGAAGUAGUUGAAUUUUUGCAGCAUGCAAAUUAAUACAGGAAAAAUGGAGUACUUAGCAGCUACCCUUUUUUUGGCAUACCGAUAUACUAUACUUAGGAAAAAAUGGUGCAGAAUCGCCC